Spodoptera frugiperda (fall armyworm) is the source of this 1124-nucleotide messenger RNA. RefSeq lists its product as uncharacterized. The record is from RefSeq and is a predicted model, not a curated record. Bases 70 to 1062 code for a protein of 330 amino acids. The transcript has a single exon. NCBI's taxonomy places the organism in Eukaryota, Metazoa, Arthropoda, Insecta, Lepidoptera, Noctuidae.
CAUUGCUCCGAAUAUAUUACAUUUCAAAUUUUGAUUUAGUUAGAGAACAUUGUGCCGUGGUUAAUCACGAUGCUUAGUGUGUGUGUCAUCAUAAGUGUGAGCUUCGGCUUAACUCUCACUUCUCCAGUUUACAAUAAUCCAUUUUACUCGAACUAUGGCAAUGUCGAUUAUGACAACAUGGUUAGGGUUGCACGAAACCUGAUGCCGAAACCUGUACCUGAAUCUUGGUUCCUGAGACCUCUAGAAGCCAAUAUAAAUUCAAAUGACGCAAACACGUACUCAGAUACCCCUAGCAUCAUCAGAUUACCAACAUCAGGUGAUUUGACUGUGUUGGACCCUUUGCCGCAGACCUCAUAUUUCGAGCACGGAAUCCAAGCAGCGCUGCCCUUAGAGUAUGAAUUGAUGAACCAAAAAUUUUCAUCACCUGAAUGGAACAAUGACUACCUGCGAACAUCCUACGAAACCGACAUGACCAACGCUCAAGCUUACCAAGGCCUAAAUAGAGGUUCGAUGAACACAGACGUAGAUCCAUAUGAAGUUGAUCUAUACCCUAUGGUGCAUACAAGUUUAUCAGCAGCUUUGAACCCCAGGCCUCCUGCGAACGAUGUGGCUCCAGUGUUAGAAACUGAAAUCCUUGAGACAAUGCCGUCACUGACCACUCGCGGUGGAUACGACAUUGAUGUAUUAAAUCCAGAAAACUCAGGAAUGAUGAUGCCCAACUCUCGAUUGAAACGUAAUUUUCUGCAAGAUUUGACUCAUGAAGCGAUGAUGCAAAACCUCCUGCCGACGAUGCCUGUGCCGUUCGCACGUGGGGCCGAGAUCUCGCCGGUGUACUACUCCGGGUCACCGCAGUCAGCUUCGCUCGGUGAAGGUGCAGCGAUGGCAAUCUACCCAAAAAGUGCAGUAAAUACUGGUGCCAUCCCGCUCCUCCUGAGAUGUUCCCCCAAUGUGGUUCGUGGAUCGUUGUCCAAUGGUUACGCUGAACCAUCGCCGCAGGUGGCCGGGGUGGCUUACAGGGAGAACUCGAAGAGCCCCGCCAAAGAGUAUGCACAUAAAGUGUGAUUGUUUAGCGCAUAAUUAUAAAACAAUGUGCUGGUCCCAGUAAUUAAAUAUUUUAUUGCAAA